Messenger RNA from Puccinia graminis f. sp. tritici CRL 75-36-700-3, 1257 nucleotides. RefSeq lists its product as uncharacterized. The transcript is spliced from 5 exons. NCBI's taxonomy places the organism in Eukaryota, Fungi, Basidiomycota, Pucciniomycetes, Pucciniales, Pucciniaceae. Bases 1 to 1257 code for a protein of 418 amino acids. The record is from RefSeq and is a predicted model, not a curated record.
AUGCCUUACACCCUCCUAGUGAUUGGCACAGGUUGUGAUGCUCCAACGACCGCGGAGAAAGGUCACCGGAAAUCACGGAAAUCUUGUUCUUCUCAAGUUGAUCGACUCGAAUGUCUCAGAGACUUAGAAUACAAUGUCCUUUUGAAUGCCAGUAUGACAUUGCUCCAAACUCUCCCCUUUUCUUGGCAAGUCACCACCUGGGGGCCGUCCUGUAAAGCUGGCUCACUUAUCGAUCGGCGUCCAUCUGAGAGACUUAUCGAUCACGAUUUCAUAAAGAAGCAAAACUCCUCCAAACGAAUUCAAUACAAGCGAGAGAUAUUGAGUCUUGGUAUUAUCUCUCCUAGUCCGUCCUCGUCCAGCCUCAAACGGAGCCGAUCCCAACAGAGCGUGAGCCGGAACCGGACGAUCUCGCCCUCGGCACGCAAGUCACUCGAGGCGGUCCGCUACGGAAGCUACUCGAUCUCGGGCUCGCCUCAGAUCUCUCCUAGUCCGUCCCAGUCCCGUUCCCAAGACGUGAUCGAAAUCAUUUCCUUAGCCGAUCAGGUGUCUUCUGAUACAUCCGCCACUCAACCUGAUGGCUUGGAUGCGGCCGAGUUCGUUAUCGCAGUUGAAAAGUGCAUCGACAGCGACAGCGGUCUCGUUCAAAAUUGCACCAAUGUUUACUUGAACGUUAGAAAGAUUCAGAUACUAAACCAGCAACCCACUGUUGUUGUAGCCAUUUGGGUCGACGAGAACCUCGGGAAUGGUAACUUUACAGCCCCGUUGAUCAAAGCGGUCUAUGGGUUUGUCUAUGGACUGUUGAUGAAUCCGGUUUGCGCGAUGAUUGUGAUGGUUUCUGAGGAUUCGGUGCGGGCUCAUCGGGAGGAACGGCAACAGGCGAGAUUCAAGAACCCGGAGAAGGAGGCCAUGAAGACGACGGCAGCGGAGCGAGUGGCGGCCGUUGAUCCUUCAAAAGCCAUGAGCCCUCCGGCCCAAGACGCCAAGCCUUCGAUGGCCCAGAUCUUGAACAACCCCCCUCAACGUGUCCAAAGUCUAAACUUAUCCUGGCCUCCUGGUCUACUUAACGGGCACGUAGAAUGGGCUAACCAUACAAUCAUCUGGAUCGACGCUUUAAGUCUCAUUGAAGAAUCUAAGAGAAGGGCCGCCGGAUUGAGCACUCAGGAAGAUGGCCAAGUCACUCGAUUCGUGAAGGAAUUAGCUGGAGGUCAGAAUUUGCAUAUUAAAUUCAGCUUAGACGAAGACGAAAACAACAUUUAA